CGUUUUCCCGCCCCCUCUCUCGUCACUUCCUUCUAGCCCCUGUGCAGUCGAUAAGGAAACCCGGACGCCGCUGCGGCCUCCUUUUUUUUCAGGCAGCCGGGAAGAUGGCGGACAUUCAGACUGAGCGUGCGUACCAAAAGCAGCCGACCAUCUUUCAAAAUAAGAAGAGGGUCCUGCUUGGAGAAACUGGCAAGGAGAAGCUCCCGCGGUACUACAAGAACAUUGGUCUGGGCUUUAAGACACCGAAGGAGGCCAUCGAGGGCACCUACAUUGACAAGAAAUGCCCUUUUACUGGUAACGUCUCCAUCCGAGGGCGAAUCCUGUCUGGCGUGGUGACCAAAAUGAAGAUGCAGAGGACCAUCGUCAUCCGCCGAGACUACCUCCACUACAUCCGAAAGUACAACCGCUUUGAGAAGCGCCACAAGAACAUGUCUGUGCACCUUUCCCCCUGCUUCAGGGACGUCCAGAUUGGUGACAUCGUCACAGUGGGCGAGUGCCGGCCCCUGAGCAAGACGGUCCGCUUUAAUGUGCUCAAGGUCACCAAGGCUGCCGGCACCAAGAAGCAGUUCCAGAAGUUCUGAGACUGGACCCCUGCCCACUGCGCCCACAUAAAAUAAAAGUUAUUUUCCCAGUCA
Hippopotamus amphibius kiboko is the source of this 635-nucleotide messenger RNA. It is a transcript of the gene RPS11, whose product is annotated as ribosomal protein S11. Gene Ontology annotation, biological process: translation. Gene Ontology annotation, cellular component: cytosolic small ribosomal subunit; ribosome. The transcript is spliced from 5 exons. NCBI's taxonomy places the organism in Eukaryota, Metazoa, Chordata, Mammalia, Artiodactyla, Hippopotamidae. Gene Ontology annotation, molecular function: structural constituent of ribosome. The record is from RefSeq and is a predicted model, not a curated record. Bases 105 to 581 code for a protein of 158 amino acids.